Molecule: messenger RNA, 2713 nt
Organism: Odobenus rosmarus divergens (Pacific walrus)
Lineage: Eukaryota; Metazoa; Chordata; Mammalia; Carnivora; Odobenidae
Gene: DNAH9
Product: dynein, axonemal, heavy chain 9
Exons: 13
Coding region: 91-2487 (798 amino acids)
Biological process (GO): microtubule-based movement
Cellular component (GO): dynein complex
Molecular function (GO): minus-end-directed microtubule motor activity; dynein light intermediate chain binding; dynein intermediate chain binding
Source: RefSeq, a predicted model, not a curated record
CAAGAGGCCAAGGUGACAGAAGUGAAAAUCAAUGAGGCCCGAGAGCACUACCGGCCAGCAGCUGCCCGAGCCUCUCUGCUCUACUUCAUCAUGAAUGACCUCAGCAAGAUCCACCCGAUGUACCAGUUUUCUCUCAAGGCAUUCAGCAUCGUCUUCCAGAAGGCUGUGGAGAAGGCUGCCCCAGAUGAGAGCCUCAAGGAGCGUGUGACCAAUCUGAUAGACAGCAUCACCUUCUCUGUGUACCAGUACACCACCCGUGGGCUUUUCGAGUGUGAUAAGCUGACCUAUCUUGCCCAGCUUACCUUUCAGAUUCUCCUCAUGAACCGGGAAGUUGAUGUGGCAGAGCUGGAUUUCCUGCUUCGAUCUCCAGGACAGACGGGUGUCACCAGUCCCGUGGACUUCCUCUCCCAUCAGGCCUGGGGAGGCAUCAAGGCACUUUCAUCAAUGGAAGGAUUUUAUAAUCUGGAUCGGGACAUUGAGGGAUCUGCCAAGAGCUGGAAAAAGUUUGUGGAAUCGGAAUGUCCCGAGAAGGAGAAGUUUCCACAGGAGUGGAAGAACAAGACAGCCCUGCAGCGCCUCUGCAUGAUGAGAGUCAUGCGGCCGGACCGGAUGACCUACGCCAUGCGAGAUUUUGUCAAGGAGAAGUUGGGAAGCCAAUACGUGGCGGGAAGAGCGCCAGACUUUGUGACCUCAUUUGAGGAAUCAGGACCAGCCACACCCAUGUUUUUCAUCCUGUCUCCAGGGGUGGACCCCCUGAAGGACGUGGAGAAUCAAGGUAAAAAGCUCGGAUACACCUUCAACAACAGGAACUUCCACAACGUGUCUUUGGGGCAAGGACAGGAAAUAGUGGCUGAGGCGGCGCUGGACCUGGCUGCCAAGAAAGGCCACUGGGUUAUUUUGCAGAACAUCCACCUGGUGGCCAAGUGGCUCGGCACCCUGGAAGAGAAGCUGGCAGAGUAUGGUGAGAAUAGCCACCCGGAGCUGAGGGUCUUCAUCAGUGCAGAGCCUGCACCCUCCCCGGAGGGCCACAUCAUCCCCCAGGGCAUCCUGGAGAACUCCAUCAAGAUCACCAACGAGCCUCCCACAGGCAUGCAUGCCAACCUGCACAAGGCCCUGGACAAUUUCACUCAGGACACUCUGGAGAUGUGUUCCCGGGAGAUGGAGUUUAAGAGCAUCCUCUUUGCUCUUUGUUACUUUCAUGGGGUGGUGGCAGAGAGACGGAAGUUUGGGCCACAGGGAUGGAAUCGUUCAUACCCCUUCAACACCGGGGACCUCACCAUCUCUGUGAACGUGCUCUACAAUUUUCUGGAGGCCAACACAAAGGUCCCCUAUGAUGAUCUGCGCUACCUCUUUGGAGAGAUCAUGUAUGGAGGCCAUAUCACAGAUGACUGGGACAGGAGACUCUGCAGGACGUAUCUGGAGGAAUUCAUCAGACCAGAAAUGCUAGAAGGACAGCUAUCUCUGGCACCAGGUUUCCCACUCCCGGGCAACCUAGAUUACAUUGGCUACCAUCAGUAUAUCGAUGCCGAGCUGCCUGCAGAGUCGCCCUACCUCUACGGCCUGCACCCCAAUGCCGAGAUCGGCUUCCUGACCCAGACCUCGGAAAAGCUCUUCCGCACGGUGCUGGAGCUGCAGCCCCGGGACAGCCACGCCGGGGACAGAGGAGGGGCCACAAGGGAAGAAAAGGUCAAGGCCCUCCUGGAAGAAAUCCUCGAGCGAGUGACAGACGAGUUUAACAUGCCAGAGCUGCUCGCCAAAGUGGAGGAGCGCACCCCCUACAUCGUCGUCGCUUUCCAGGAGUGUGAGCGGAUGAACGUCCUCACCAGGGAGAUCCGGCGCUCGCUGAGGGAGCUGGACCUCGGCUUAAAGGGGGAGCUGACCAUGACCAGCGACAUGGAGACGUUACAGAACGCUCUGUACCUGGACACGGUGCCAGAGUCCUGGGCCAGGCGAGCCUACCCUUCCAUGGCAGGCCUGGGAGCCUGGUUUUUGGACCUCCUAAACCGAAUCAAAGAGUUGGAGGCCUGGCUAGGAGACGUGGCAAUGCCCUCCACAGUGUGGCUGACAGGCUUCUUCAACCCCCAGUCCUUCCUGACCGCUAUCAUGCAGUCCACAGCCCGCAAGAAUGAGUGGCCACUGGACCAGAUGGCCCUGCAGUGUGACGUGACAAAGAAGAACAGGGAAGACUUCAGGAGCCCCCCUCGGGAAGGGGCCUACAUCCAUGGCCUCUUCAUGGAAGGCGCUCGCUGGGACGCACAGGCUGGGAUCAUUACAGAGGCAAAGCUGAAGGAUCUGACACCCCCCAUGCCUGUGAUGUUCAUCAAGGCCGUUCCUGCAGAUAAGCAGGACUGCCGCAGCAUCUAUCCUUGUCCGGUGUACAAGACUCGUCAGCGGGGACCCACCUACGUGUGGACUUUCAACCUGAAGACUAAGGAGAAGCCAUCUAAGUGGGUUCUAGCUGGAGUCGCUUUGCUUCUCCAGACUUAGCUGCCUGCACAACCGCUAAGAAAACAAGGCGGGGCUGGAGGCUGCCCAGGACAAGUGGGUGAGGGGAGACGGAGACGUAGAGAUAAGGAAUCACACGUACUCACAAUUCUGUAGAAUUCUCGUAGGGAACCUGGAGAGAAGGCAGAGCUGGAGGAGUCCAGACCCAAGAACUAGGGGAGAAGCAUUUCAAAACACUGCACCUUUCCUAAUAAAGUGAUUGAUUCUU